GCGGGGCGGGCAGGUGACGAACGCCCCGGCGUUGGAGCAGCUGAGCCGGCAAGGCGACUGGGCCUAAUUGACCCCGUGGUGGUGGUGGCCCGGAGCGCAUCGGGGUUCCGUCCAGCCGGCGAGUCGCCCUUCUCCAGCCGCUCGCAGUGGUAGCUCGGACCGCCGGGGCCAGAGACUCGCGAGCGCGGCGUGUGGGAGACGGCGCGGCCCCUGGGCGUACCGUCCGGGCGGUGCUCGGUCGCCCGGGAAGCACCGGGCUAAGCGAGGAGCAGCAGGCCAGAACCUUGUAGGGCCUCGGGCCCGGGGACCCGAGGAGGAUGAGCUGGCUCUUUCCCCUGGCGAAGAGCGCGUCAUCCUCCGCGGCUGGGUCCCCUGCCGGCCUCACCAGUCUCCAGCAGCAGAAGCAGCGGCUGAUCGAGUCACUCCGGAACUCCCAUUCCAGUAUAGCUGAAAUACAAAAAGAUGUGGAAUACAGAUUGCCAUUCACAGUAAACAACCUGACAAUUAACAUUAAUAUAUUACUUCCUCCACAGUUUCCUCAGGAAAAGCCAGUGAUUAGUGUUUACCCGCCAAUCAGACAUCAUUUAAUGGAUAGUCAAGGAUUAUAUGUUACCUCUCCAUUAGUGAGCAAUUUUACAAUGCACUCAGAUCUUGGAAAAAUUAUUCAAAGUCUUUUGGAUGAGUUCUGGAAGAAUCCUCCAGUUUUAGCUCCUACUUCAACAACAUUUCCAUACCUGUAUAGUAAUCCAGGUGGGAUGCCUCCGUACCCCUCCCAGGGGUUUUCAUUUCUUCCUCCAUAUCCUCCACAAGAAGCUAACAGGAGUAUCACAUCCUUGUCUGUAGCUGACACUGUUUCUUCUUCAACCACAAGUUACACCGCAGCUAAGCCAGUGGCCCCUUCAUUUGGCAUCCUUUCAAGUCUGCCGUUACCGGUUCCCACUACUGAAUCUUCAGCAUCGGUUAACCAAAAUGGUUUUGGUUAUAAGAUGCCGGAUAUUCCUGAUGCGUUUCCAGAACUUUCAGAACUGAGUGUGUCACAGCUCACAGAUAUGAAUGAACAGGAGGAGGUAUUACUAGAACAGUUUCUGAUGUUGCCUCAACUAAAACAAAUUAUUACUGACAAGGAAGACUUAGUAAAAAAUAUCGAGGAAUUAGCAAGAAGAAAUCUCCUUUUGGAGCACAGCUUGGAAGGCAAAAGGCAAACCGUUUUAGAUAAGUAUGAAUUACUUCUACAAAUGAAAUCUACCUUUGAAAAGAAGAUGCAAAGGCAACAUGAACUCAGUGAGAGUUGUAGUGCAAGUGCUCUACAGGCAAGAUUGAAAGUAGCUGCACACGAAGCUGAGGAAGAGUCUGAUAAUAUUGCUGAAGAUUUCUUGGAGGGAAAAACUGAAAUAGAUGAUUUUCUCAAUAGCUUCAAGGAAAAGAGAACAAUUUGCCACUGUAGAAGAGCUAAAGAAGAGAAGCUUCACCAGGUGAUAGCGAUGCACAGCCAAUUUCAUGCUCCUCUCUAGAUUUUCCUGAAACCAUGAACUACCAAGAGAGAAAUGGGACACACGCCUAAGCACAUUGUUUUCUACUUAUAACGUAGGGAUGGGCACAUUAAGCCAUGGCUUUGGUCCAGAUGUGCUGUAGAUUGUCUAUCACCUGAGACUGAUUUUGUACAGAUUAGAAUGACUGCUAUAUUUGACAAAACUUUCUGCACUAUUUGCACUAAAGAUGUUUAUUGUUGACAAAUCCUGUAUUUAAGUUCCUCUGCUAUUUCUGAUUAAACAUCUAUGCAUGUAAUUCUAGCUAAUUUUUAAUAUUUUAAAAAACUACUGAUUUACAUUUUUAGUUUUAACUUGAAGCUGCCUCAUUUAUCAAGAGUGCUUAUUACUUAGAUUCUUUUUCCUGUCAGCCUUUUCUUUUAAAACCUAUUUUCAGCUGUGAAAAUGUCAUCUAGGCCACCCCCUGAUAAACACACACACACACACACACAUCUUUCUUUCCAGAUGAUGAAACUGUCCAGAGCAGUUUGUUUUCAGAUAUUCAGUAUCAGCAAACAGCAGUCCUGCCAAGGUGCCAUCUCAAGGCAGCAACCUGUAACACCUGCAGUAAGUAAGAGUGAAGAAUCUACUUUCCUACAGUUCCACUUUCAGACUAAAGAUACAUUGAGGGAGCGAUACAGGUCAAUGCAUUGGUUUUAUUUUGUUCUGGAACAGGUUGCACUGUGUAGCCCAGUCUAGCCUCAAACUUGUGCUUCUCCUCCCUGAGUACAGGGUUACAGACAGGUGCCAUCAUCUCAUAAAUAGAUAUUUUACUUAUUUUUAAAACUGCCUUUCACUUAAACCAGUACAAUACAGACUUUCAUGCUAACUAAAAUAAAUAAGUAUAUAUGGGUUUUGGUUAAAUGAUACUCCUUUUAUAUUCCAAAUGUAAAAACAAAAAAUUCCUUUUGUUAAGAAAUGGUAAAUCUAGGCAGAAAUAGUAAAAUUUUAAUACUUUGGCUUGACUUUUUAAACAUUUUUUUUCCUAAG
Molecule: messenger RNA, 2516 nt
Organism: Mus caroli (Ryukyu mouse)
Lineage: Eukaryota; Metazoa; Chordata; Mammalia; Rodentia; Muridae
Gene: Vps37a
Product: VPS37A subunit of ESCRT-I
Biological process (GO): protein targeting to membrane; ubiquitin-dependent protein catabolic process via the multivesicular body sorting pathway; protein targeting to vacuole
Cellular component (GO): ESCRT I complex
Source: RefSeq, a predicted model, not a curated record